AUGGCCACAGCAUCUGCAGCAGAGGAAACGAGCUAUGGUUUGUCUGAGCCGGAGACUCUCAUCAGCUUCCUGGAGGAUGCCGGCAUCCGCUUGGUGCGCCUCGAGUAUUUGAUCGAGCUCCGUGAGUCCGGGAGGCCGUUGCCGCGCCGGCAAGAGGCGGAACAGGAGAGGACGAGCUUGGGACUGCCGGCACUCGUGGAAACCAGUGAGCUGCAAGAAGUCGAUAUUGAUCCUAAUACCGCCCACAUGUCCGUGAUGAUCCGGCAUCCUGAGCCGAGACGGGUCAAAGUCCACCUUGUCUCGAUCAGCCACAUGUGGGAGAGCAUGGAGCAUCCGGAUCCCUGGAGGUUCCAGCUGGAUGCCAUCGUGGAGGAGUUCCGUCCCCGACUCCUGGAUUCUGUCGUUUGGAUCUUCUACGACUUCGUUUCCUUGCAUCAAUACACCAGAAGCGAGGAUCAGGAGCGGCUCUUCCGUCGGGCGCUCCGCGACAUUUUUGUCUUGUACUCGCACGACGCCGUGGAAGUCCAUCGGAUCGAGAUGCUGACUCCGGAGAUCGUGCGAGAAAGGUGCAUGGUAGCCCACGGAUCCAAGAUCCUCGUUUACUGGAAGGAAGAUCAGAAGAUGAUGGACGUGCUUAUUUCUAAGCUCAAGUGGAACGAGACGCCCUACGAGCAACGGGGCUGGUGCCGCUCCGAGAAGGAGUGGUCGGCCUUGCGGGAGGACUCGGAGAAGGUCUUCAAGCUCCAGGCGAAGGUCUUUUGCCAGAAGGCCGCGUCUACGACCAAGCUCCUCAUUGAAAAUCUGGAUGCUGAGAAGAUCGAAGUUCUGGCUGCAGCUUUGCCUUUCUAUGCAGAGCUGAAGGAGCUCGUUGCCGUGGGAAUGCCGGAGUACGCUUGGAAAGCGGUUCCGGCAGUGGUCGAGUCCGGUGCUAGCAACGUCAAGAUCGCAUGCCAGAAUUUGCGGGACGAGGAUGCGAUCGCUUUGGCGGCCGAUUUGUCUACGGAGAAGUGCAGUCACUUGGAACAGCUGCACCUCAAGUGCGAGACCAUCGGUGAGCUGGGUCGGAAUGCCCUACAGCAGGCGCUAGAGCACUGCACGGCGAAUCUGGUGAUCAGUACUCCAAACAGCAGCCAGGGCUAUGUCGAGCAGCGGACCGAGCCAGCGAUGGCUUCGGAGGCUUGCGUGAUGCUGCGCAUCUUGGUCGCCAGGCGUAGACGAGCACCGCGGCCGGUAGAAGCCAUUGCGGCCUGUCCCGCAGCCUUGACUGGACAGAUGGAGCCGAUGCCGCGGCCGCGGCCGCUGGAAUCCCAUGCUGCCGGAGGUGCCAUCAAGCAGAUCGUCAGGGUCCAUUGCCUGGCAGGCUCCAGCUUUGAGCUGGAGGUCAACUCUGGCGACAUGGGCUGGGAUCUAGCGGAACGCAUCGCAGCCGGAGUUGGCCGCCCUGCGGAGGCGCUCGUGCUGACAUCCGGUGGUUCUCUCCUUGAUUUGCGCCAGCCACUGCUGCAACAGCUCCAGCACGAAGAGAUCACGUACGUGGUGCAGAAGCUUGGCGCCGGUCGUGCAGCGAGGAGUUGGCAGAACUUUCUCGAGGAAACGGGUUUGUCUGACGCAGAUGUAGCUGCCCUGGACGAGACAAUCUCACUGACCUGGAAGUCCAGCCGAAAGCUCAACCCUAGCAUGAAGCUACCCCAGAGCUUGCAGCGUUUGACGUUUGGCAGAGACUUCAACCAGAGCUUGGAGGGCAUCCAACUACCCAGCAGCCUGCAGAGUUUGACGUUUGGGGACAACUUCAACCACAGCUUGGAGGGCAUCCAACUACCCAGAAGCCUGCAGAGUUUGACGUUUGGAGACAACUUCAACCAGAGCAUGGAGGGCAUCCAACUACCCAGCAGCCUGCAGAGUUUGACGUUUGGCGGGAAGUUCAACCAGAGCUUGGAGGGCAUCGAACUACCCAGCAGCCUGCAGAGUUUGACUUUUGGCACCCGGUUCAACCAGAGCUUGGAGGGCAUCCAACUACCCAACAGCCUGCAGAGCUUGACGUUUGGCUCCGAUUUCAACCAGAGCUUGGAAGGCAUCCAACUACCCAGCAGCCUGCAGAGCUUGACGUUUGGCUACUGGUUCAACCGGAGCUUGCAGGGCAUCCGACUACCCAGCAGCCUGCAGAGUUUGACGUUUGGCUACUGGUUCAACCGGAGCUUGGAGGGCAUCCAACUACCCAGCAGCCUGCAGAGUUUGACGUUUGGCGACAAGUUCAACGAGAGCUUGCGGGGCACCCAACUACCCAGCAGCCUGCAGAGUUUGACUUUUGGCACCCGGUUCAACCAGAGCCUGGAAGGCAUCCAACUACCCAGCAGCCUACAGAGUUUGACGUUUGGCUACUGGUUCAACCAGAGCUUGCGGGGCAUCCGACUACCCAGCAGCCUGCAGAGUUUGACAUUUGGCGAGGACUUCAACCAGACAAUGCAGGGCAUCCGACCACCCAGCCUCAAGCAGAGUUUCGCAUCUGGCUACGAGUUCAACCAGAGCUUGGACGGUAUCCAACUACCCAGCAGCCUGCAGAGUUUGAGGUGUUGCAGGAACUUCAACGAGGGCUUGGAGGGCAUCCAGCUACCCAGCAGCCUGCAGAGCUUGAUGUUUGGCAGAAACUUCAACCAAAGCUUGGAGGGCCUCCAGCUACCCAACAGCCUACAGAGUUUGAGUCUUGACAGCAACUGCUUGCAAGGCAUCCAUCUACCCAGCAGCCUGCAGAGUUUGACCUUUGGCAACGAUUCUAACCAGAGCUUGGAAGGCAUUCUACUACCCAGCAGCCUGCAGAGUUUGACGUUUGGCUACUGGUUCAACCGGAGCUUGGAGGGCAUUCUACUACCCAGCAGCCUGCAGAGUUUGACGUUUGGAGACAACUUCGACAAGAGCCUGGAGGGCAUCCAACUGCCCAGCAGCCUGCAGAGUUUGACGUUUGGCGACAAGUUCAACCAGAGCUUGGGAGGGGUCCAACUGCCCAGCAGCUUGCAGAGUUUGACGUUUGGGGACAACUUCAACCACAGCUUGGAGGGCAUCCAACUACCCAGAAGCCUGCAGAGUUUGACGUUUGGAGACAACUUCAACCAGAGCAUGGAGGGCAUCCAACUACCCAGCAGCCUGAAGAGUUUGACGUUUGGCGGGAAGUUCAACCAGAGCUUGGAGGGCAUCGAACUACCCAGCAGUCUGCAGAGCUUGACGUUUGGUUCCAAGUUCAACCAGAGUUUGGAGGGCAUCCAACUACCCAGCAGCCUGCAGAGUUUGACGUUUGGCUACUGGUUCAACCAGGGCUUGGAAGGCAUCCGACUACCCAGCAGCCUGCAGAGUUUGACGUUUGGAGACAACUUCACCCAGAGCUUGGAGGGCAUACACUUUCCCAGCAGCCUGCAGAGUUUCACUUCAUGCUUUUUUGGUAUAGGCUGCUCGCUGCAGCAAGCUUGGUGA
This is a messenger RNA of Symbiodinium sp. CCMP2592, 3462 nucleotides long. The record is from the annotation of a GenBank genome assembly. Lineage: Eukaryota; Dinophyceae; Suessiales; Symbiodiniaceae.